Molecule: messenger RNA, 2643 nt
Organism: Engraulis encrasicolus (European anchovy)
Lineage: Eukaryota; Metazoa; Chordata; Actinopteri; Clupeiformes; Engraulidae
Exons: 5
Coding region: 402-2513 (703 amino acids)
Source: RefSeq, a predicted model, not a curated record
AAUGCAUGUGUCUCAAAGUGCCUCUCAGCAGAUUAUUGAUGGUGUAAAUGACAUUCUGUCACUGACAAACUCAAAUGCACUGUCUGCUAUUAAGAAUAUCCUGCUGAAGCACAAUUGCAAUGUGAAUGAGUCUAUUGUUGCUGACAUUGCUGAGUCAUUAAAGAAAACAAAUACGUUUCUGACUGCAACCGCUGACAAAGGCCCCCUUUCAACUACUCAUAAGCGAAACAUCUACUUUCAGGAGAACUUUCAGAUUAUUGAACCUGUGGAAUAUGUAUUCAGUAGGGUGCAAAAUCACACCUUUGUUUAUGUUCCUGUUUUGAAGACCCUGACAGCCUUGUUGGAGCGGCCAGACGUCAUCACCAAGACCUUUCCGGUGAAGGAGGGCACCCCAGGGCUCUAUGCGUCACCUUUUGAUGGAUUCAAUGUUGAUUCGGGUUUUCCUCUCACCAGGCCAAAUCAGGAAAUUAACAAUACCCAGGCCAACUUCAGUUCAGGAACUGGCAGCGACCCUCAGCGAAAGACUGCAGCUAAUGGGCGACUUCAUAAUACAAUAUCAGGACCCCGAUUUCAACAAUGAACUGUGCACAUUAUAUGACAUUUCGGAGCUCCCCAACGAGGGAGUAACAUUGAAGAUCUUCUGGGAGGUCCAAGUGGUGGACGAGGCGGCAACUUCAGUGCCCUACCCCGGUGCCACCCAGUCAUCGUCAUCAGCACCCCUCUUCGAUGGUUCUCUUCUCUCUCCAAGCACAAGCGCCAUCCAGUCAUCAGCCCCCUUCCAUAGUUCUCUUCUCUCUCCAAGCACAAGUGCCACCCAGUCGACAUCAGCCCGCUUCGAUGGUUUUCCUCUCUCUCCAAGCAUGGCGGCCACCCAGUCGUCAUCAGCCCGCUUCGAUGGUUCCCUUCUCUCUCCAAGCAUGGCGGCCACCCAAUCGUCAUCAGCCCGCUUCUAUGGUUCUCCUCUCUCUCCAAGCAUGGCGGCCACCCAGUCGUCAUCAGCCCGCUUCGAUGGUUCUCUUCUCUCUCCAAGCAUGGCGGCCACCCAAUCGUCAUCAGCCCGCUUCGAUGGUUCUCCUCUCUCUCCAAGCAUGGCGGCCACCCAGUCGUCAUCAGCCCGCUUCGAUGGUUCUCCUCUCUCUCCAAGCAUGGCGGCCACCCAGUCGUCAUCAGCCCGCUUCGAUGGUUCUCUUCUCUCUCCAAGCAUGGCGGCCACCCAGUCGUCAUCAGCCCGCUUCGAUGGUUCUCCUCUCUCUCCAAGCAUGGCGGCCACCCAGUCGUCAUCAGCCCGCUUCGAUGGUUCUCCUCUCUCUCCAAGCACGGGGGCCACCCAGUCGUCGUCAUCAGUCCGAUUAGAGCAGUGGCCAAGUGUGUUUCCACUGCCUUCCUUUUCAUAUGAUGUGGAGUUGCGGCUAAGAAAGGCUAAUGAGGACUUUGAAAAGGGAAAAACUCUGGUCGUUCCCAGGGACAUGAAAAUAAACAUCUUGGAGAAAUUGGCUGAAGUGAUGUACUCCUUCAAAGCUUAUCCAGAUGAAACCCAAGUUGGGAAAGUGGCAUCUGCUCUGGUGCAGAAGUACCCCUGCCUUGCACACCCAACUUCUGAAACGGGCUGCGAAGCUUGGAAAGUGAGCCUAAGAUCCAAAAUGGCAAAUUACCGCCAGAAGCUCCGUAAUGCUGGAUGCCGUGAGAUGGCCGUCAAUACUGGUUCAAGACAAGGCUCCCUGAAGAGACCCAAGAGAUCAGAGCUGAACUUUCUGCCUGACCAUCCAGUUGGUUCUAAUGAAGAGGAGUUGGAGAGGGAAAGAGCAUGGAUGGAGGAAGAGGUGAAAAGGAAGAAUGUGAGCUUCACUGUUUUGAACGAGAAGAUGGAGACCACGUUUUCCUUAAGAAGAAAGGAAAUUGUCCAGGAUCAGCCGCUGGUGAAAUCGAUCAAAGGGAGAUGGCCAGGACUGUUUUUCGAGCAGGAGGUUUGCGCUGAAUUUUUCCGCAUCAACCGCGUGGACCUAAAGUCAACCUUCCUAACAGCGCUGGACAGCCAUACCCAGGGGUUCCUGAGACUGUACAGAGCCAAAGCAAGCCAAGGAAAGUGGAAUGACUUGAACAUGCUUCUGGAGACACUGGAUGCCCAGACCACAGACCUGACUACACACAGACGGUCCACUGUUCUCCGUGGUCUUCCCCUGUAUCUGAAGGAGCAGGCCUCUCUUUCAAAGACACUUGAGAAAACUGGCGGCCCACCCACCACAUUCCCACAGGUGGGAAUCGUGGAAUUCACCACUGGACAAAGUCCCACAAUCACCGAUGCAGCUGUGGUGCUGGAGGGAGAAGUCGUUAUGGAGGGACUAAAAGACUUGACAACGGCAUUCAUCAUGCUGUUUGGGCUGUUCUAUGCCCUCAAUAUGGAGUACCCAAAAGAGUUGAGGUACACUUUUGAGGCAGCCCAAAAAAUCUUCCUUAACCUCGGCAAACAGUGCACCGCAAAGAUUCGCUCCUUAAAAUCGAAGUUACUGGUGUAAUCGCUUGGCGCUCGCUCUCUCUCUCUCUCUCUCUCUCUCUCUCUCUCUCUCUCUCUCUCUCUCUCUCUCUCAUAAAUGACCCCUUUUUUUGUUAUUGAAUGUUUAAAAGUGGUCCUGACUGUUAUGCCGG